Ilyonectria robusta is the source of this 954-nucleotide messenger RNA. Its product is annotated as glycine cleavage H-protein-domain-containing protein. Lineage: Eukaryota; Fungi; Ascomycota; Sordariomycetes; Hypocreales; Nectriaceae. Bases 350 to 868 code for a protein of 172 amino acids. The record is from RefSeq and is a predicted model, not a curated record. Gene Ontology annotation, biological process: glycine decarboxylation via glycine cleavage system; protein lipoylation. The transcript is spliced from 3 exons. Gene Ontology annotation, cellular component: glycine cleavage complex; cytoplasm; mitochondrion.
GACUCGGAACCAGACGCUGGGAAGACACGAUAGCGCUUCGUAGCCACAGGCGGCUGAUAUGGCUCUCGUCGGGUUUUUAGCGCUCGGAUUGAGUCUCAGGCGGAUACGUGGCCGUGGUGGUUGGGCGCCCUUGCAGAGGAUCCUCUGCCGGACUGAGACAUAGACUCCAGCAGCAGAUACCGUCGACCGUCCGGACGAAGCACCGAAGCACUCCAUUCCAUUUCCUUUGCUCCUCCUCGUCACUCCUCUGCGCUCUUCCUCCUCAUUCAACCCCAAGCUGCCCAACCAGGAUUAGCCAUAACCAACACACAAUCCCCGACUCUCUCAUUCGCACAUCACGCACAUCAACAUGUCUUCCCUCUUUGCACGACAGGCGUGGGCGGCUGUGUCCCGAACCAAGCCGUCAUCUCUCCGAGCCCCCCUCAAGGCCGCACCUGCUGCAUACUUGGCCGCCCAACGACGAGCAUUUUCCAUCUCGUCAAUCUGCCUGGAGAGGCGAUUCACAAAGGAGCAUGAGUGGCUGGAGUUGACGGGCGACAAAACCUACACAAUUGGCCUUUCCAAGCAUGCCGCCAACCAGCUGGGCGACGUGGUCUACGUUGAGCACCCCGCCGUGGGAGACUCGUUCGAGGCCGAGGAGCCAUUUGGCACCGUCGAGUCCGUGAAGGCCGUCUCAGAGGUUUUCACCCCCAUCGCCGGGAAAAUCGUCGAGGUCAACGAGACCUUGAAUGACUCACCCGAACUGGUGUCGGAGCAACCUGAGGAGGACGGGUGGCUCGUCAAGUUCGAGGCCGAGGACCUGAAGUCCUUUGAUGAGUUGAUGAACAGGGAGCAGUAUGAGGAGUUUGUCAAGUCUGAGGAGCACUAGAGCGAUGGCAAAAACGAGGAAAAGGAGUCUCCAGAGAUAUUUCUAUGUAGCAGACCCGCGAAUUUGACAAGCAUUUUUUUCGUUCA